AUAACUCCUCGACGUUGAACCGUGUAGUAUGCGGUGACACUGAAGAACCAAUCCACGACAGCAGUGAUAUGCGUUCGGAUGGGGUAUCCCACACCACGUCUAGCGAUGAUACAACCUCAGACUCUGUCUUGACGCCCCGAGCAGCGCUACAAGAUGUUGCUUUCGGCAGUCUAGCAGGAAUGGUCUCGGAAUUAUUCGAGUAUCCUUUUGACUUGGCAAAAGUUCGACUCCAAUCUCAAUUGUUGUCCGAUGGACAACCAACGUUCAAAGGACCGAUAGAUUGUCUUGUGAAGACAUGGCAGGAGGAAGGGGUUAGAGGACUCUAUAGGGGUUUGACAGUCCCAUUAGUUGGCUCGAUGGCAGAAACCGCUGCAAUAUUCCUCGCGUAUAAUUCGUUCCAAAACGCAAUUCACCGGUACUACGGAACAGGCUCAACAGCUCGGGAACCCUUGUCAAUAACACAACUAGGCAUCGCUGCUGCAGGGGCUGGCGCCCUCGGCAGCUUCAUCAUAACACCGAUCGAACUUGUAAAAUGCAAACUUCAAGUCCAAACGAUGUCUACCCACACACCGAGCCGAAUACCACCACUUCAAACGGUAUCACCAAAACUGCUCGCAGAAAUUAUGAACGGCAACACACCUACCUCACCAUUCCACCACACUAAAACAACACCGGGCCUUCCCCGUCAACCCCGACCUCCCUUUGACCCGCAUCUCAUGGACCAGAAUCUCAAAACGAAAAUUCAAUUCAAACCCGUGUUCCAUUCACCACCACCACUUGCUAAUGCUCCCGGUCCCAUUUCUAUCACUCGAUCCAUCAUCCAGAACCACGGACUUCGAGGACUCUGGCUAGGACACACCGGGACAGUCUUGCGUGACACGGGAGGUACAGCCGUUUGGUUUGCGACGAAGGAAUGGAUUGGGAGGCUUCUUCGUGAACGUCGUCGACACACAACCUCCCCUCAGAACCCGAACCCCUUAUCCCAAACACUUGUCCCUUGGGAAUCAGCUCUAGCAGGUGCUGUAGCUGGUGCGAUAUGUACUGCAGCGUUGUAUCCUGCUGAUACCGUAAAGAGCGCUGUGCAGACGGAGGAGGAGUUGCGGGAGUAUAGGAACCGUGGGGCGUCAGCCGCGAGGGAGUGGUCUGCGAAUCAUGGACAUCAUCCUCGUCAUCCUCAGGCGUUGAAUCCGAUAACGGGUGGCACUAGAAUGGACACUUCGGCUUCCUUGUCGAAAACUGAUAGCCAUCACCUCCGGGGGUCGAGUUAUACCAGGCCGUCUCCGUCUCCCGUUAUCCGGACAUCCCUAUCGUCGUUGAUACCUAAGAGCUCGUUUGUGCAAACGUUCAUUAAGAUAUACUCUUCGCAUGGUUUACAAGGACUCUAUUCUGGGUGCGGGAUGACGAUGGCGCGCGCGAUUCCUAGUAGUGGGAUUGUUUUUGUCGUUUAUGAUGGACUAAUGGCGUGGUUGGGGUAG
This is a messenger RNA of Marasmius oreades (fairy-ring Marasmius), 1475 nucleotides long. RefSeq lists its product as uncharacterized. The transcript has 4 exons. The record is from RefSeq and is a predicted model, not a curated record. The coding region runs from base 69 to 1475 and encodes 468 amino acids. Gene Ontology annotation, molecular function: L-ornithine transmembrane transporter activity. Gene Ontology annotation, biological process: mitochondrial L-ornithine transmembrane transport. NCBI's taxonomy places the organism in Eukaryota, Fungi, Basidiomycota, Agaricomycetes, Agaricales, Marasmiaceae.